CAAGCCAUAGCAACAAUAUAAACUAACAUCACACAAACAUUCAUUUAAUCAAUCAAACAAAGAGUGAAGCAGUUAACAAAAAAUACGAUAACGACUUUAAGUGACUCGGUGAAAAAUCGAAUAUGUUUUGGGGCAUCAGCGAAGCGCUGGAUCUAUAUCAAGAAUACUUUAAUGCGCAUAGGAUUCAGGAGCCUCUUGCAGAGACUGCUCAUAACUCCGAAAAGGGGCAAGAUAUAGACGUGGAGGAAGAAAAUAUGGAAGCAGAUGUGAAUGUGGAAUCCGAAGACGUCGAAAAAGGUGCGCCAGAGAUGACACUAGAAGACAGCGCUGAUGGCGAUGCGCCAACUGCAGCUAAAACGCUUAAUAUAUUACUUUUUGGGGCCGGUGAUCCGCGGCAUAUCAUCAAAACUAUGGCCAAAAUGUACAAACACAACGGCGGCAGAGUUAACUUCUAUGUUCUCGAUGGAUGCAUAGAAAUUGUUGCGCGCAAUAUGAUGCUGCUUGGCAUUGCACUAGAAAAUCCAGAAGGUUUUCACUUAUUACGAAAAGUUCAUCUCUUCAUGGACGUAUAUGGCAAUGCGCUGAUGCGUCCAUCUUCACAUCAAUAUCUGGUAGGAAAGGCGAAAAGUAUGAUAAAAUUGGUCACCGACGAUGACGAGCUGCAGAAGUUGGCACCCCAACUGCAUAUUGAGGGUUUAAGAUAUCGCGAGCGUGAUGGACUAGAGAAUGCGUUCAACUUCCUGCUGAGUCGACCGGAGUAUACCUUCGAUGUGCAAGAGUAUUGGGCUGGACGAGUACGUAAAUUGUUGGGCACACGUUAUGACUAUCGCGAAGGCGCUUACGAUUGGGAUUUAAAUAUGGUAUUGAAGGACAGAGAAGCGGGGCAAAUAUGCUCACAGGAAUAUCGCUACUGGCGUGAGACUGGCAUCGCUUUUACUUACCCCGAAUACGAACAGUGCAAACCGAAUAAAACACUCGCCGCUGGUCUGGUACGUAACGGCGAAAAAUACAUGCAUCGUGGUUAUGCGGGUGAUAUACAGACCGGACCCUUCUGCACCUUCGGCCUCAAGACUGUGGAUAAGCAAAUGCUGAAUUCUGUACACGGCGAUAAUGACUAUCGUGCCACCGACAUUACUGAACGCAAUCUGUUAGAAUAUUUCCACGAGUUACAAACUCGUUCGGUUUAUACUCAUGAUUUUAAAAUUUCGCGGAAAUAUGGUUCCGUUAAGUUGUUAAUGGGCGAACGUCUCUCCUAUAACGAAUGUGAUGUAGAUGCAAUGCGUAGUUACGACAAGCCUUGGAUUAGCGUCGACCAAUGCAAGGUUUUCUUUCUCUCGGCAGAUGAAAUUUUUACGCUGCAAAAUGCUGAUGCCAAUGAAAACUGGCGCGAAUUUUUCGAUGUGGCUUUUGUGGGACAUAAUUAUUUUCCAUUUUUAAAAAGCAACUUUGCAGAAGUGCUCCGGGAUAACGCAUUGCUCAUUUUAGAGAGCACAUUAUUGACUUUGGCGCGCAAGGAUGACGUGAAGAAAUUCGAAGAUAAAUUGAAAGUGUAUGCGAAACUAAUUAACUUAACGCCGGUGGUCAACUAUAAUGCCUUGAAUUCGAAAAAUAGUAUUUUGAAGUAUAAGAAGAUCAAUGAAGAAACGAGUGCUUGAAACGUAGCUA
Messenger RNA from Anastrepha ludens (Mexican fruit fly), 1665 nucleotides. It is a transcript of the gene Dnaaf3, whose product is annotated as dynein axonemal assembly factor 3 homolog. Lineage: Eukaryota; Metazoa; Arthropoda; Insecta; Diptera; Tephritidae. The transcript is spliced from 2 exons. The record is from RefSeq and is a predicted model, not a curated record. Gene Ontology annotation, biological process: axonemal dynein complex assembly; motile cilium assembly. Bases 123 to 1655 code for a protein of 510 amino acids.